AUGGAAGAGGAAAAAGGCCCAGCAGAAUAUUUAGUAUUCUCACUUAUCCUUUACAUUCACAGAGAUGGAAGAGUUGGACAGCAGGCACGUGAAGCCUUGCUUCUUAUCAUGACAUUAUCCAACAAAUACCCACAUAUUGGAAAAUACAUUAGUGACCAUUCGCAUCUCUGUCCGGUUCUUGCUACAGGACUUAGUGGUUUAUUCUCAUCUCUACCCAGGAAGAUAAAUAUCACAAAUGAUGAAUGGCACCGCCUUACUGUGGAAGACUGGGCUGAUAUUCCUGACCUAAUACUUUUCCUUAAUUCCUUAGAGUUUUGCAAUGCUGUUUUGCAAAUUGCUCAUCCACUUGUUCGUGAUCAACUUGUGAAAUAUAUUUAUAAUGGGUUCUUGGUACCUGUUCUUGGAGCUGCUCUCCAUCAGGAACUUUUUUGUUUGCCAAUAACUCUUCUUGAUUCUCCUUGGUAUAUGAAUUCAAGAGAAGAAGUGAUCACUGCUACUGCUUACUUGGAACUUUUUCUUCGAAAAAUAACGGAACCUACACUGAUUAAAGCCUUCUUGCGGUUUAUUCUUACUGAAAAAUAUGAUGAGAUUGUCAUUUUGGAUUCAUUGAUCACCAGAAUCAACAGCAAUAGUAGACUUUCUUUAGUUUCUUUGUCAUUAUUCACAACACUUGUUGACUUGAACUGUGAAGAUGUCAUGUUCCAGCUUGUGUUCAAAUAUCUGAUUCCUUGUACUCAUGUAAUGAUCAGUCAGAAAAGAGCAGUCAAAGAUGUUGACUUUCAUAGUAAAAGUGCUGAAAAGUUUUUGUCUUUGAGACCAAAGUGCUGUAGUCAAAUUGCCAACCAGGAUGGAUAUCAGAAAGAUAAUUCUGAAAAUGUUCCUCUAUAUGGGUCUGGCUUAAGGCCUCCUGCAAAUGCAGACACUGGAGUUAAUUUUCAAAGGUGA
Messenger RNA from Acanthosepion pharaonis, 945 nucleotides. Lineage: Eukaryota; Metazoa; Mollusca; Cephalopoda; Sepiida; Sepiidae. The record is from the annotation of a GenBank genome assembly.